This is a messenger RNA of Paecilomyces variotii, 1032 nucleotides long. RefSeq lists its product as hypothetical. Gene Ontology annotation, molecular function: protein binding. Lineage: Eukaryota; Fungi; Ascomycota; Eurotiomycetes; Eurotiales; Thermoascaceae. Bases 1 to 1032 code for a protein of 343 amino acids. The transcript has 2 exons. The record is from RefSeq and is a predicted model, not a curated record.
AUGUCGAAAGAAAAACCCGAUAAUGCACAACCCCUGGAGGAUGAAACGGAGAUCGAAAAGCUUGACGCAGAGGGAGACGUGACUUUAGUUGUGGGAGGUAACUCCGUGUCCCCACGUCAGUUCCUUGUAUCCUCAAAGGUCCUCUCUCUUGCUUCUCCUGUGUUUGCAAAAUUAUUUGGACCACAUUUUUUGGAAGGCUCGCAGAUGGCAAAACACGGCAGCAUCACAAUUCACCUUGAUGAGGACGAUGCUAAAGGGAUGGGGACAAUCCUCGGAAUCCUUCACUACCAGGAGAUCCCAGAGAUCGAGAAACUUAGCGCAAAAGAAAUAGUUACUGUGGUUAUCUGCUGUGAUAAGUACGAUUGUGCCAGAGUCAUCCAACUAUGGAUAGAAAAGUGGUUCCGCAGUCUCGAUCAGGGUCUCUCCGCGAAGGAGUAUGGCCAUGCUCUUCUUGCGGCGCAUCUGUUGCGCGCAUCAGACGACUUCUCCCAGAUAACGCGGAGGAUUCAACUGGAGUUCGGGCUGGGUUCAUUCCAUGCAUGGGAUGGCGAGGAGAUUCUGACUUUGUUGCCACGAAGUAUUAGACGUGAUCUGACAAAGGCAAUUGGAGACUUAUUGAAUCGUAUACAUCAUGAACUGCAGUCGAUGGACUUGGUCCUCAAAGGCACCGCACCCGUCAGGAAGUGCGGGAUGAUGUGCAUGACUUGCGGCAAAGAGUCCUUUCUUUCUGACAUUUCCAAGUGCUAUUACUGCAAGACCCAUACAAGCAACCCAUGCAAGGAAGAUCACCGAGUAGAUGUGUAUUUUUCUAUGCUGAGGAAGAAAAAUCUCUGGCCUUCUAUCACUCCAUUCCAAACUUUGUCCGCCAACGCCCUCGCAGUGUCCAUUAAGCGGCUGAAGGAUGACCUAGAACCCUCCUGCGAUGAGGCAUCCGGAUGCGUGGUGACCCCAGAAUUGAAAGGACUGGAGGAAAGGAUCGAUGGAAUUAUCGGGAAUGUUAAGGGGCUGUCUCUUUAUCCUCUGUCAGGGUAA